AUGACGCAGAGUAACGGACCGAUCAAGGUCGAUAGCAAGGAAGUCUCGCAGCAACUGCUGGACCAAUACGACACAUUCUUGUUUGAUUGUGACGGUGUUUUAUGGCUAGGAACCCAUUUGUUACCUCACAUCAAAGAGACGUUGGACUUACUUGUAGCCCACCAAAAGACACUUUAUUUCGUGACCAACAACUCCACCAAGUCCAGGGCCGCUUAUGCCAAAAAAUUUGCUUCUUUCGGUAUCAGUGUCAGUGAGGAUCAAAUCUUCACUUCCGGGUAUGCCUCUGCACUGUACGUGAGAGACACGCUAAAGCUGCAGCCUGGAACGGAUAAAAUUUGGGUUUUUGGCGAACAGGGAAUCGUUGACGAGCUGAAACUGAUGGGCUACGAAUCGCUGGGUUGCAAUGACCCGCGGUUGAACGAACCCUUUGACAUCAACACUUCGCCUUUCAUAACCGAGGGUCUAGACCCAUCAGUCAAGGCUGUGAUUGCAGGUCUCGACACUAAAGUCAACUACCAUCGUCUAGCCAUCACGCUACAGUAUUUGCAGCAGCCAGACGUGAAGUUCGUGGCCACCAACAUCGAUUCCACAUAUCCUAACAAGGGCCAUAUCCUGCCAGGAGCAGGGUCCAUGAUCAACUGUGUUGCCUUUGCGGCCGGAAGGGAGCCCGCAGCGUGCGGUAAGCCUAAUCCAAACAUGCUGAACGCAAUUGUGACGGCAAAGCAGCUCAAUAGAGCCAAAUGCUGCAUGGUGGGCGAUAGGUUGAACACUGACAUCCGGUUUGGCGUUGAGGGCAAACUUGGAGGCACUUUGCUGGUUUUGACCGGUAUCGAAACCGAGGAGAAUGCUCUGGACGCUUCGGGCGGCCAUCCUUUGCCCAAAUACUACGCCGACAAGCUCGGUGACAUUUAUGAGUUGAUAAACUAG
Messenger RNA from Lachancea sp. 'fantastica', 927 nucleotides. The record is from the annotation of a GenBank genome assembly. NCBI's taxonomy places the organism in Eukaryota, Fungi, Ascomycota, Saccharomycetes, Saccharomycetales, Saccharomycetaceae.